AUGAACCUUCCAGAAGGUCAAAAGCGCUUAGCGGACCCAUCAUCGGACCAUGGCUCUAUCCACCCCUUCGGAUCCUCAAAAGCCAAGCCAAAGCCAAAGAAGAAGCAACAGCGUAAGCAUCAGCCUGCAUCUAACCUUGCCAACACAGCCAAAACAAGCAGCCAGACUAAGAAGCGCAAGGCAGCAAAGUCUUCUAAUGAAACGGUACAGGUGGAUUCUAAUGGCAAGCCCUACGACUAUGACCAGGACUGUCAGCUUGCUACUACGGGAGAGACAACCUGUCAUAGCAAAAUAAAAUAA
This is a messenger RNA of Puccinia graminis f. sp. tritici CRL 75-36-700-3, 300 nucleotides long. RefSeq lists its product as uncharacterized. The transcript is spliced from 2 exons. The record is from RefSeq and is a predicted model, not a curated record. Bases 1 to 300 code for a protein of 99 amino acids. NCBI's taxonomy places the organism in Eukaryota, Fungi, Basidiomycota, Pucciniomycetes, Pucciniales, Pucciniaceae.